Messenger RNA from Babjeviella inositovora NRRL Y-12698, 1188 nucleotides. RefSeq lists its product as uncharacterized. The transcript has 4 exons. The record is from RefSeq and is a predicted model, not a curated record. Lineage: Eukaryota; Fungi; Ascomycota; Pichiomycetes; Serinales. The coding region runs from base 1 to 1188 and encodes 395 amino acids.
AUGAAUGUUGUAGGUGGAAGCCAUAUGCCAACCCCGGACAGAAUCAACCUGCUGCUCGAUUUGGCCAUUGCAAUAUCACUUAUUAGAACCAGAAAUACAUUACAUGGCAACAGGUAUUCCUUGGACGCCUUCGUGGGCGAAAUUUACAAAGAGCUAAAAAAGUCCACGGCCCCACUACCAAAGAAAUCCUUAAUCGUAACGCUUAGCUUCACACCAAAGAAAACCCAGAUAGCUCUUCCAGCCUACGUAAUCCAGUCUCUCCAAGAAAUAAAGAUUAGUGUAGACGAUGUCUCUACUAUCCAUCAGUUUGACAUAGAAAAGGUGAAACCCCACUUGAAAUCCCUCACUCCUCUGUGCCUCGCUGGUUUAGUGAGAGUUUUUAACUACGUUGGAAAGCUUCUGUCCCAUAAACGUUUGUCCUCCAGUAGCCAUGGAAAGUAUGAUGCCAUUUUGCUGCACCGAAUAGAGAUCGCAAGGUGUAUUCUCAAGGUUUUCAAAAACCUUCCAAAGGAAUCCUUGUUGGAAGAUCAGUCAUGCAGAGAGUUGGAAUUAUCCCCCAUCCGGUUGGAACUCCAAGAACUUAUCCUAAAUCCGUUCAGAGGAAAUCGCGACCUCUCCAAAGUUACAACCAAGAAGCUCCAAUAUUCCAUUAACUUGUACGCAGUAAUUAUGGAGAGACUACUCUUGGAUGAGCGACAAAACGAAGAGAUCCUCACCAAGGAAGUUUGCGAGAUCAGUACCAGGCUUGAAAUGUUACUCCACACAGAGAUCGAAAAGACAAGUGAUGUACAGGCUCCUUUUUUGCACAAUACUUACGCCAAGAACGUGUUUUACUCCACUUUUGAACAACGUGCAAGAUCGUUAAGAAACGAGCGACUGAAAUUUGUGAAUAUGAACUUUGAAUAUGAUGUGUCGAUGCUGAAAGGUGCUAGUACUGCUUGUUCCACUAAGAUCCCCUCAGAGAUGGGAUAUUCGGUUAUCUAUUACCAUUUACAUUUACUACUAGCCAUGAUGAAGAUCUACAGGAGGUGCGUUUAUCCGGUCAAUUGUCGAUUGAAUCCAAAGGCGAGCUCUGCAAACGCCAGAAGAAUCAAAAUGUCAAGAAUGAAUAUGCUAAGCGUGCUAAUUGUGUAUGCGAACGAGGAGUUACUUGAAGUUUACCAGAAAAUUGACUGGGGCGAUGUAUGA